Coregonus sp. 'balchen' is the source of this 1621-nucleotide messenger RNA. The record is from the annotation of a GenBank genome assembly. Lineage: Eukaryota; Metazoa; Chordata; Actinopteri; Salmoniformes; Salmonidae.
UCUAUUCUGGAUGUCAGUGUGCAUUUAAAAUAUGUAAUCUGCUUUGACCCCUCCGUUUUUACAUUGACUGGACUGGGGCGCCACAGACAAGGAGAGAACGGUGUAUCUGUGGUCUGUGCUCCAGCUCACCCCCCAGCCUCCUCCACCCCCCACGCCAGGCCUCACGUCCUGCCUGGCCCCCACAGCUCUAAAACCUCCCUGGGCUACAUCUCCACCCCCCUCUUCUGGCCCUUGAGGAAGAAACCUGAGGCCACUGUCACCCGCCUCCCAGUCAGACCCAUCCUCUAUCCGAACAAGCCUCCUCCUGUAGCAGCAACACACAUGUCCCCCGGGCUCAAGGUGACCACAACAACAACAGCGCCGGUGGCCAGGAAGACACACGCCGUAUCCAGGGCCACGACCAGUCCCCAGGGGUUGUUCCCAGGGAGACCGGCGGAUGUUGGGAACAGUAGUGAUGUAGAGGACCUGGAAUUUUUCCCAGCAGUGGCAUCAGCAUCACUCAGCAACCGUAAGAAGAAUAAGCCCAUGGCCGCACCCCACUGGGUCCCACUGAGUCCCAGCAGAGAGAAAAGCAGCAGCACUGUGAACUGGACUGAGCCCCUGGAGGAGGACACAUCAGGCUUUGAGCCAUUCAUUUACGACCUGGACCUAGGGGACGACCCCUUCAGCCUCUUCCAAUAUGACUCGCCCUACUCCCUGGAUGAAGGCCUGGCUCUGGCCGCCUCCGGGCAACACAACCUUUCCCACGCUGGGGCUGGAGUCAGCACUGAGGGCCCAGAUCGUGUGACUGUGAGCGACCCUGUUACCGCCAGGGGAGGAGGGGAACAUUUACGCAAUCAAUCAGAGCCCAGUUUGCCCUGGGAGGCGUUGGCAGGAGGCACGCUGGCAGAGGCUGGAGGAGAGGCUGGGACUGGGGAGCAGGGUGGGGUGAUGGCAGCACACAGCUGCUGGACUCAAAUCCCUUCUUUCAGCACGGCUCCAGAGAGAACAGGUCUGCAAACGGAUCAGUCCCGACCAAGCAGCGGCUUCAGUGAGCAAACAGCAGCGGCUUCAGUGAGCAAACAACAUCGCCACACAGUCUCCCUCAUUAUUAACAGUACCAGAGCUCAAGAGUCUCUAAGAGGGUCGAGAUGAUCUCUGAAAGUGACCUCACAGUGGAGAUCUCCAGACCUACAGACUACUACACCCUAACUCCUACUCCCAUACCUACCAUGUCUGCUACACUGCAGCAGCUCCAGCCUCCAGAUAGCCUAUGGGCAACUGUGAUCACAGAUAUUAUAUCGGCCCCUACCUCCCUCCCCUCCACUCCAACCAUACCUCUCCCAACCUCUCCCUACCCUGCGUUGGUGAUGUUAGUCAUUCAGGACACGUCAGGCGAGCUGCCUCUGAGACAGAGCCGGUGCUCUCAGAGAGUUCACAGGCGAGUGUGCUGCAGCCUUCCAUGAAGGUUCAAAAUGAUUUAUUAAUGCGGGAGGGCACAAGGCCCAGUCCACUGUCUCUGUCAGUCCUUACUACAGCUCUGACACCUGUCCUUGAGGAAACACACCUCUCUUCCUCUGACAAACACCACAGUGACCUGGUUUUACACUUUGAGGAAUCAGUUGAGUUCCUUCUCAACUAA